Dictyostelium purpureum is the source of this 1392-nucleotide messenger RNA. RefSeq lists its product as uncharacterized. The record is from RefSeq and is a predicted model, not a curated record. The transcript has 4 exons. Gene Ontology annotation, molecular function: SNAP receptor activity. NCBI's taxonomy places the organism in Eukaryota, Evosea, Eumycetozoa, Dictyosteliales, Dictyosteliaceae. Gene Ontology annotation, cellular component: SNARE complex; plasma membrane. Bases 1 to 1392 code for a protein of 463 amino acids.
AUGACAUCACCAGCUGAUAAGGCAAAUCAUUUAAAAGUUAAAACAGAUUUAGUUAGAAGAACAUUUAAUUUCCCAGAUACCGAAAAUGUUAUUCAAGAUUAUUCAUGUGCUUUAAAUAAAGUAACAUUAGGAAAGUUAUAUAUUACAGAAAAUUAUUUAUCAUUUAUAGCAUCGAUUGGUAGUACAACUGAAGUUAUUCCAUUAAGAAAAAUCCUUGAUAUGAAAAAAGAUACUACUUUAUUUGUAAAUAAUGCAAUAACAUUUCAAACUUCAACACAAACUUUAUCAUUUGGAACUUUUUCACACAGAGAUGAAGCAUUUACAUUAAUUCAUCAUCUUUGGAAAUGCCCACCUCUUAUUUAUAACCCAAAUUCAGUUGAUAGCGAACUUAAGGAGGGUAAUUUGUUUAAAGGACAACAACAACAACAACAGCAAAUGAAUAAAAAAUCAUCAAGAGUCGACACAGAAUCAACUAAAAUGGCAUUAAGAUUAGCAGUAGAGACUAAAGAAACAGGUAUUUCAACUUUAAACGAACUUAGUUAUCAAGCCGAAGUUAUUGAUAAUAUUGAAAGAAAUGUAGAGAAUAUUCAUGCUAAUUUAGAUAGAUCCGAUCGUUUAUUAAAGGGUAUAGAGUCAUUUGGUGGGGCUAUUUCAAAUUCUUUUAAUAAAGAAAAACCAAGUAACAGACCAGAAUUUGAACCAAUCGAUAGAACACUUCAAGUUCGUCCAAGAGAUGAACCACCUGCAGAAAUUGAUAUUUUAGAAAAAUUAUCAAACGACAGUUUAGUACCAGGUUUUAUUCAAAUUCACAAUGAUAGAUUUAUUGUAUUAGAUGCCAAUAAAAAACAAAAAGUUGAUGGUAUGUCCACCUAUACCUUUGAUUUAAUCGAAUAUUUAGUUAUUAGAGCAAGACCCCAACAUAUGGAUUUCAGAUUCUUUGGUAACAAACAUCCAAGAUUCAGAUUAGCAAGUAGUUAUAUUCAAAAUAUUGUAAAUGAAAUCGUUUUAAGAUCAAAUGGUAAAUAUGGUAAAGCACCAAAGGUUAUUUUCGAACCAGGAAUUAAAGAAUUUGUUUAUGGUAAUCCAACUAUUCGUUUCAUUCCAUCAGCUGGUAGAGCCAAUCAACAAUCAUCAUUAUUUACUAGAGCCUCCACAUUAGGUAUUAGCCAUUUCGUUAAAGAUGCUCCAGAAGAUAUUAAAGGUGCCCUUUUAGAACAAGAUAAAGAUUUAGAUGAAAUUUCAAACCUUUUAGGUGAUAUUUCAAACAUUGCUAGAACUAUUGGUGAUGAAGCUGAUCGUUCAUCUGAACAAUUAGAUAGAAUAACAGUUAGAGUUGAUCAAGCUAAUGACCGUUUACAUACAAAUAAUAGAAGAAUUGAAAAAAUGUUAUAA